GACGUCGAGAGGGGGCGAGAGAAAGAGAGAGAGAGAGAAAACAACAAAACAAAAGGGGGGCGCGGGCGGCCGACGCCAGCACAUCCUCCUGCUCCCCACCACCACCUCCCGUAUCGUCCCUUCCAAAUCCACACCUUUCCGCCGCCGCCGCCGCCGCUAUCGCCAUCCUUCCGUGAGGGCACCAACCCCCCUCGCGGUCCGACGAGGACGGGGAGGAGGCGCGGGAGCGGAGCGGGAAACCCUAGAUGACCCGAUCCCGGGUUCGGGAAUAGAGAGCCUCCGGAUUGCCCCUUGGAUCGCCGCCCCGCCCCGCCGCGUAGGGUCGCCGCGCCUAUAGAUCGGUUUGGGGGAGUGCCAAGUAAUGAUGGGGUCGAGGCGGUCCAGGCGCGUUUCGUGGGCCGCCGGGGCCAAUCUCUGCAAGGUAAGGCUUUUUCUCUCAGAGGAUUCCCCUUCUCAAGCUGGAUUAAGACCGCAGGACAAUCUGCAAGCAAAAGGCUCAUGGUUAAUGCAUGCAGCUGGCCCAAGCUCAGAUGAUUCCCUGCCUCCGGGCUUUGAAUCAUUGCAGCCAACCAACAAUCACAAAAUUGACAUAUCUCAAAUCCCUCUUGUUAGGUGGAGAUGCCCACCACAGAUACUUUAUAAUCCUGAUUGGCUUGUUGUCGCUGGAGAAGAAAGUGUGGAGGUCGGCUUACAGAAUGAGAGAAUGUUUGGAGCACUUGAAGCUAUAUAUCCACGGCCAUCAAACAUUCCUCCAAACCCAUUUGUUUCUCCUGAUGUGAAAGACUCCUAUUUCGAUGAUUCCCAGACCCAAUUGGUUCCAUUGAUCCCUGUUGAAGAGGACGAUGCUUCUGAUCAGUUGGAAGAGCAAUCUGUUGGUCCACCAAACAGUUACCAUCAGUCAGAUAAGUAUGACUCUGCAACAGUCAGGGUUCCGCAAGCCUCAGAUGCUCCAUUUACCACAGCACAGCAGCAACCCAAUGGUUCCAUCAACACAGCUAGUGCUGGUGGUAUCUCCAGUGAACCUGAUGCAGUGGCUGCUGCAUCUGCUGCAUACACUGCAAUAAUGCAAAGCAAUCAAAUGGGAAAUAUGAUUGACCAAGAUCUACUCAUCAAAAUACUAAGUGACCCUGCCCAACUUGAGAGGCUAAUGAAAGAAUAUGGCACACUUAAACAUGAACAACCAAUUAACAGUUCUGCUCCUGCCCCGAUGCUGCCGGGCCUGCCGCCCCAAAUGACAGCUAGUGCUCCAGUCCCUUUCCCAGAUCAUAUGACAACAUUUCACAACAUAAACCCUGGGCUGCCGCCUCCACCACCUGUGAUGAAUCGGCUGCCUCCAGCUAUUCCUUCAGUUGGCAUGAAUCCUCCAGCAAGUUCAAGUCAAGCAAUUAACUUUUCAAAUGUUCCUGGUAGGGGUAUCAACUACUACAAGACCCUGAUCCAUCAGCAUGGAGGGGAGAGGCAGGAACCACUUCAGCAGCACGGGAUGCAGUUUGGAAUGCAUCACCAUUCCGUUCCUUCGCAGACUAGCACCAUUGAUGUGAUCAGCAAUGGUACUAUGCCAGGUAGGGAGAUUAAGCAAAGGCCUACGAAGCCCUGUGCUUACUUCAACAGUGCCCGGGGGUGUCGCAAUGGUGCCAACUGUACGUUCCUGCAUGAUGUGUCGGCCGCAAGGAAAGAGCAGCCAAAGGGAUCGAAAAGGAUAAAGCUAGAUAGCAGAAUAGCAGGGCGGUAUUGAGCUACAGUUGCUGCUGUUUGAUUUUUUAUUGUUCUUUGGUUUAAUAUCCUUUUUUACGACUGGUUCGGUAAAUAUUGCGCCUCAGCUCCUUGUUUCUUUCUCAUUACAGUAUCCUUUGUUGACGAAAAGGAAUCUUUUGAAUGAAAGAAGAAUAUUCCAUGAAUCAUUGGAGCUCAGUCA
Messenger RNA from Panicum hallii, 1915 nucleotides. Its product is annotated as zinc finger CCCH domain-containing protein 30. The record is from RefSeq and is a predicted model, not a curated record. Lineage: Eukaryota; Viridiplantae; Streptophyta; Magnoliopsida; Poales; Poaceae. Bases 362 to 1735 code for a protein of 457 amino acids. The transcript is spliced from 4 exons. Gene Ontology annotation, molecular function: metal ion binding.